Messenger RNA from Pediculus humanus corporis (human body louse), 423 nucleotides. Its product is annotated as Endocuticle structural glycoprotein SgAbd-8, putative. Gene Ontology annotation, cellular component: chitin-based extracellular matrix. The transcript has 3 exons. Gene Ontology annotation, molecular function: structural constituent of chitin-based larval cuticle. The record is from RefSeq and is a predicted model, not a curated record. Bases 1 to 423 code for a protein of 140 amino acids. Lineage: Eukaryota; Metazoa; Arthropoda; Insecta; Psocodea; Pediculidae.
AUGAAAGUUAUCGUAUUCUUAUCAGUUAUCCUGGCUUCGGCACUUUGUGCACCGCAAAGAAAUCCACAAAGCGAAGUCCCCAUUUUGAGAUACGAAAACUCCGUGAAUCACGAUGGCAGUUACAAAUGGAGUUAUGAGUCUGGAGACGGUACUCAAGCGGAAGAACAAGGACAAUUGAAAAACGCUGGAAAUCCAGAUUUGGAAGCUCAAGUAGCUCAAGGUCAAGUUUCAUUUACUUCUCCCGAAGGAGUUCCCGUUAGGCUCACUUACAUUGCUGACGAAAAUGGUUUCCAACCACAGGGUGAUCAUUUGCCAACCCCACCACCAAUCCCUCCAGAAAUAUUGAAAGCUUUGGAAUACAUAAGAGCAAAUCCACAACCUGAAGAAGGUGGUCCAGUCAGACAACCAAACAGAUUCGGUUAA